AAUUGUGGCUAUUGGAUGGAAAAUUUAUUUCAUCAUUUUGGGGCGAACGAUCCAUGUGCAAGACUUAUCGUUAAUUUUCUAUUAGAAAUUUUUGCUAGUUUUUGUUUCCUUAUUAACAAAAUCAUAUUAUAGGCGAAAAAUCGGUUGCAAGUGAUAAUAGCCGUUCGGAAAACUAACAAUCAUUUGCAGUUAUAGAAAUAAUGCCGCAAAACGGGUAAAGUAACAGGAUAAAAAUGUGACAUAACCUUCACGAACCUCAUCAAACAAAAACAUAACCUAUAUUUUUCUGCUUUAUAUUUAUAAAUUCUGAAAAUUGUUUAAAAUGGCUUGCUAUAUUAAUGAAAAUGUGUAUACGCAUACAUUCACCCCCCGAGAAUAUCAAGUUGAAUUGUUGGAUUCUGCAAAAAAACGAAAUACGAUAGUCUGUUCCAGCACAAGUUCUUCAAAAGCAUUUAUUGUUGUGAAAUUAUUACAAGAGCUUUCCUACCAGAUGCGCGGCAGUCAAAGAAAGAAAGCUCUGUUAAUUUUAGACCCACAAAAUGUUCAUGUUAUGGUAUCCCAUGUAAAAUUUUUGACUGAUUUAAGUGUAGUUAAUAUUGACAGUCAGACGCUUGAAGACAUUAAUAGAUAUUUCGAAGAAAAUCAAGUAAUUGUUACAACAGCUGAAAUAUGUAUAAGCAGCAAUAUUUUAUUAGACUUAAAAUGUUACAACCUGCUUGUUAUUGAUGAUUGCUUAUAUGGGAAAAAACAAAUUAUGAUUAAACAAAUAAUGAGCAAAUAUAAUGAUUUAAUCCCUAAAGAGCAACCUAGAAUUUUGGGAUUGACAACGGGACUUCUUGGCUCAGAGUUACAACCUGAGAGAUUAGAAGCAGAAUUUCAAAGAUUAGAAAAACUUCUUAAUGCCACUGUAGACACUUCAAGUGAAAUAGUGACACUAGUUCGUUUAUCUUGCCAUCCACGUGAAUCAAUAAUUCAGUGCACAACAUUGAAUUACUUUGAAGUUCAGGAGGCAUUAAUAAAAAUUGUUCAAGAUUGUGAAGAAUUUAUUAAAGAACAUAGGUAUGACCCUAGUGAAAUUUAUGAAGAUGAGUUCUUAGAGGAAUAUAAGGAUAUUCCUGAUCCAAAAAUAACUCCUUUGGAACUAUUGCAUGAUUACCUCUCUAUUUUGGAAGAUUUAGGUCCAUGGGGUGCUGAUAGGGCAGCAAUGAACUUGCUUUCUAAAAUAGAAAAAUUAAAGGUGAAAACACCUUAUGAGAGACAUUAUCUUUUACUCUGCACUGUAUCCACGACUUUAGUCCGCACUAGGGCUGUAUGUGACUAUGAGUUUGAAAAAUGUGAUAGUGAAAUAGAGAAAAUUAAACAGUUCUCUACCUUGAAAGUCAUGAAACUGAUAGAUGUUUUAAGACAAUUUAAACCUGCUGGGGAAAAGCCUAGGACGAAUGAGGAAGAUAAGUCAUCUGACGGUCAUAACUCCAGUUUUAAGAAGACAAAAGGCAAGCCUAGGAGAUUUCAACAUCGACCACAGUUUGAUGAUAUGCUGUGUGCUCUUAUUUUUGUUGAAAAUCGGUACAAAGCUAAAGCAUUAUUUGGGCUACUAUGUACUCUUUCACAAUUUGAUGACGAUUUCUGGUGGGUAUCUGCCUUAUUUUCGGUUGAAAAAGUGGCUGAUAUAAUGAAAGAGCCCCACGAAGCGGAGCGUGAGCAUAAAAUACAGGAAGAAGUAUUGAGAAAGUUUCGUUGUCAUGAAUGCAACAUUUUAAUUUCGACGUCCGUGCUUGAACAAGGCUGUGAUUUACCAAAGUGCAAUCUUGUUAUAAGAUUUGACUUACCCACAACAUUCCACAGUUACAUCCAGUGUAAAGCUAGAGCUAGAGCACCUGAAGCCCAUUAUAUAUUAUUUGCCAAAGACGACGAAAUAGAAAAAUUUGUCACUAGUUUAGCUGAAUAUAACGAAGUGGAAAAUACGCUUCUGAAACGCUGCUCCAGUCUUGAACCUGAUAAAUCUGAAGAACAACUAGCAGAUAGUUUUUCAAAGUGUUGUAAGCCUUAUCAACCAUUAAAAGAGGAAGGGUCGCCUAGUGUAACUUUGUUUAAUUCUAUUCCACUCGUUAAUAAAUAUUGCGCAAAGCUUCCUAGCGAUACAUUUACCCGUUUAACGCCAAUUUGGUAUGAGGAAAAAAUAGGUGAUAGUUAUGUAUGCCAUAUAAGACUUCCAAUCAAUUCUCCUGUAAAACAAGUUGUAACCAGUCCUCCAAUGCCAAACUCUUUAUUGUCUCGAAGAGCUGCAGCGUUUAUGGUGUGCCAAUAUUUGCACAAAGCUGGUGAAUUGGAUAAUCAAUUGCAACCGAUUAAUAAAGAAAAUUUUGUACCAGCUGAGGAAGAUUGGAACAACAUCACUCUUGAUGAAGAGUUUGAUGAAACUUCCGAAGUUAGACCAGGUACAACAAAGAGAAGACAAUAUUAUUAUAAAAAAGUGGCGGAUGCAUUAGUGCAUUGCCAUCCGAUCAUUGGUCAGCCCACAUAUUUUUACCAAAUCGUUAUGACGUUGACGUGUCCUCUUCCUGAGGAGCAAAACACCAGGGGUAGAAAAAUUUACCCGCCUGAGGAGUCUCCUCAAGGUUUUGGCAUUUUAACCAACAGGGAAAUACCAAAGAUAAGUGCCUUUCCAAUAUUUACAAGGUCUGGUGAAGUUGAAGUUGAGCUUCAGCUUUGUUCAAAACAGGUCAUCGUUGACGAAAAACAGACUCACAAAAUUCAAGAAUUUGUUAACUACACGUUUACUACCGUACUGAGGUUGCAAAAAUAUCUGAUGCUAUUUAAACCUGAACUGUCUGACAAAAAUUACCUAAUAGUCCCUACUAUUAAAACCGACAAAGGAAUUAACAUUGACUGGGACUUUAUUGAUCUUAUCUAUGAUAAUCUACACUUUGUCCCGAAAAUGAUACCCGACGAAGAUAGAAAAGAUUACAAAUUUAAUAUUGACGAUUAUAAAGAUGCAGUAGUUAUGCCCUGGUAUCGCAAUCAAGACCAACCACAAUAUUUUUACGUAGCUGAAAUUUGCUCAUUUUUAAAUCCAACAUCAGCUUUUCCCGGCUCUGAAUACAAAUCGUUUGAACAAUACUAUUUAUUGAAAUAUGAUAUUCAGAUACAGAAUCUGGAACAAUAUUUGCUGGAUGUAGAUCACACUUCAGCCCGCCUUAAUUUUCUUACGCCCAGAUAUGUAAACCGAAAGGGCGUUGCGUUGCCUACGAGCAGCGAGGAAACUAAAAGGGCUAAGCGUGAAAAUUUGGAACAAAAACAAAUUCUUGUACCAGAACUGUGUUCCAUUCAUCCAUUUUCAGCCUCUUUGUGGAGGAAAGCUGUAGCGUUACCUUGCGUUCUCUACAGAAUUAACGCUCUUUUGCUAGCUGAUCAAAUUAGAACAAUUGUUGCGUCACACUUAAAUUUGGGCAAGACAAAAUUGGAUGACGACUUUAAGUGGACUCCAUUAAAUUUUGGAUGGAGCUUAUCUGAUGUUUUGAAAAAGUCAAGGGAAGACGAAAUGAAGAAACAAGAAGAGAAGUUAAAAUUGUUGACGGAAAUGGCUGAAGAGAAACUGGACGAGCUAAAAAUAAUCAAUUUGAACGUUGAUUAUGAAGACCCUGUAAAAUCUGAUUCAAAUAGUUUGGAGGAAGAGGAUGAAGAGGAAAGUUCGGCAAAUGCCAAAUGGGUGGUUGGAACGUGGUCUAAUGAUAUGGCUCAAUCUAGUCAAGCAGAUUUAGGCGGUCUGGUAAGGUAUGUCUCCCCAACCAGCUGGUUACAAGGAAACGCUUACGACGAUGACUUUUCUGAUGAUAUGUCGGAUAAUUCCGAUAUGGAAUCGGAAGAAUCCAGUCACGAAUGGGGCAGAUUGCGUAUUGAAUUUACCGGGGAUCAUCAAGCUGAAGCAUUAGAUGAUGACGAGUCCAACGAGGAUGAGCUGUUUUUUGUUGAAGAUAUGAAUGCUUGGCAAGUCGACGAUAACAGUCAAGAAACUGAUAGACUGAGAAAAGAAUUUACAGCAGCGUGUCUCAGAAAUAAGGAAUACAUUUGGUCGAGCGGGAUUUUAAUUAAAAACUGCGAGGAAUUCGAAAAAAAAUCGCAAAAUAAUUUGACGAAGGAUAUUCUGCCCAUAUGUCCCGAGAAUUUCGAUUUCGACUCAUUGAUGAUUGGCUCUAUCAACGCGGAUCAGCUGCCGUCUAGUCCUCGAGAACCUUUUGUUAAUACUUAUCUUAUAUCAGAGGAGCAACACAAUUUUACUUUUGACGAACAGCCUAAUUUAGACACGCACCCUGGUCCAAGUCCAAAUGUUCUUUUGCAAGCGUUGACAAUGUCGAACGCAAAUGACGGAAUUAACUUGGAAAGGCAAGAGACUGUGGGGGAUUCCUUUCUCAAGUACGCGAUAACGACCUAUCUUUACAAAACUUAUGAAAAUAUUCACGAGGGCAAGUUAAGCCAUUUACGAUCGAAACACGUCAGCAAUUUAAAUCUAUACAAGUUGGGUAAGCUGAAAAAUUUAGCCGAAUACAUGGUGGCGACAAAAUUCGACCCGCACGACAACUGGCUUCCUCCUUGUUUUUACGUUCCAAAACAGCUGGAAGAUGCUCUCAUCGAUGCGCAAUUCCCUGCGAAUUGUUGGACCGUGGCUGACAUGGCGGCCACUAGAAAUAUGACGAUAGAUGAAAUAUGUACGUUGGUGAGAGAAAGGGGAAUUUACUCUCUUCCAAAUAUUAUCCCUUACAACCUGGUGACUCAACAUAGCAUUCCUGAUAAAAGUAUAGCAGAUUGUGUGGAAGCUCUGAUUGGUGCCUAUUUGAUUGAGUGUGGGUCUAGAGGAGCGUUGUUGUUCAUGGCUUGGCUUGGCAUCAAAGUUUUACCUAAAGAUCAAGAUGGUAACUAUGGACACUUGGAUCUUCCAAAAUCUCCAUUAUUAAGGAAUAUACCAAACCCGGAAGAAGAAUUAGAGAAGUUGUUAGACGGUUAUGAUGCUUUUGAAAAGCAUAUUGGAUAUAAGUUCAGAGAUCGCGCUUACUUGUUGCAAGCCUUCACGCAUGCUUCUUAUUCCCCUAAUCGGCUGACUGACUGUUAUCAAAGAUUGGAAUUCCUGGGUGACGCACUACUGGAUUUCAUUAUAACAAAAGCUCUUUUUGAAGACGUCAGAAUGCACUCCCCGGGAGCUUUAACCGAUUUGAGAUCGGCUCUAGUUAACAAUACAAUUUUCGCUUCUCUAGCGGUGAAACACGGAUUUCAUAAAUACUUUAAGCAUCUUUCUCCGGGAUUAAAUGAAGUUAUAGAAAGAUUCGUCCGACUACAAGAAGAAAGUGGCCAUACUAUUGUCGAUGAACAUUAUCUUAUUGAUACGGAGUGCGAAGAAGUAGAGGAUAUUGAAGUGCCAAAGGCUCUAGGGGAUGUUUUUGAAUCUGUGGCGGGGGCCAUUUAUCUAGACUCAGGAAUGUCACUGGACGCCGUAUGGAGGGUGUAUUACAGAAUGAUGAAAGCAGAGAUAGAACAAUUUUCUAAUAAAGUACCUAAAUCGCCAAUUAGAGAACUCCUAGAACUAGAACCUGAAACCGCCAAAUUUGGACGCCCGGAAAAAUUAGCAGAUGGAAGACGUGUGAGGGUGACUGUUCAAGUUUUUGGGAAGGGUACAUUUAAAGGUAUCGGUCGGAACUACAGAAUUGCCAAAUGUACUGCUGCCAAAUGUGCUUUGAAACAUCUGAAACGAAGAGGAUUGCUCAGGAGCAAAAAUUGUAAUUAAUGAUAAAAACGUACGUGCCAUAGUGUAAGUGCUAAAAUUGCCUGCAAAUAAGCGCACAUCUUCUUACUCUUGACUUAGUUUCUAUAAAAAGAAAACGCAAACAGAAAAAUGUCUCACUUACGUAAUUUACGUACUAACUGAUCUCAAAUCAUUACCCACCUCUGGUAGGCCAAAUUUUUAGAAAGAAUACAAUAUAGUUUCUCUGUAUUAAGCUGGCCAUCAGAGAUGAUUAUUUUUCUAGUCAACGUUGUCCUUGAACCCUUUAUGUAUCUCCCACUUUAUCCUAAUAAUAUAUGCUAGGCUAGUUGGAUAAUAAAUAAACAAUAUUAUCGGUAAGGAUUGUUUGUAAAUUAAAUGUGCAGGUAGUUUUUAUACCGGUAGGGGAUUUUUAAGUCUACCAAAAACUCAGUAUUAGCCGGAGUAUAUGUGUAAAAUCUACAUCACACUAUUUUGAGUUAUACUUUUAAAAAUAAUUUCAGAACUUUGUGCAAUUCACAUACCCAAGAAAUAUUUUAAUUAAACUAUUAUAUUAUACUCCAAAUAUAUGUAUUUCCGCCAGCAAAACUUCUUAUUAAAAAAUGCAGAAGUUAUAUUUUUCAAAGAGGAAACCUUCCCCAAGGUAAAAUAUUUAUAGCAAGGCUGUGAAUUGGGAAAGGUAGCGACUUUGCUUCUAAAGAGACAAAAAAGAAGCUGUUUCUAUGACUAUCGAACACAGGGUGCACCUCACCAAAGAUGCGAGAAUUUUUGUUUGUAUAAAAUACCACAGGGUUCCAGCGAGACGAGAUGCCCCCUUUUAUGAUACACAAAGUGUAUGUAUAUAUUCACUUAGUGCGUAAUUUAUGACGAUAAUAACGUUUUUUAUUCAAAUAUGGCCAUCUUCUUGUGUAUGUAUAGUUAGGUAAAAAAAUUUACAUAAUGUUACUCUAUACAAUAUGCAACUGGGGUUGUUGGGUAAGUAUUCGUUACAUUCCGUUUGCCUAUUGCUAAUUUACAACGGCGUCAAUUAGUUUAUUUGUCGAUAUUCAUUUUGUCCUGAUCCGUCUGGAUGAUUUUCUCUAAUUUUUUUUUUCAAAAGUAGUACAAAGUUUAGUUUUAUAUUUGUCGCCAGAAUGACUUUUGGUUUCAUUUAAUAAUGUGAUAAGUGGCAGCUUGUGAUAUCACUGCACACUUUUUUUAGUAAGUUAAUUGUAUGUACAUGUUCGGUUUAGUUUUCUGUAGAAUUGUUUUUUGUUCGUUUUUUCUAGCAUAAACUUUUUUAAUAAAGUUUUGUA
Molecule: messenger RNA, 7047 nt
Organism: Cylas formicarius (sweet potato weevil)
Lineage: Eukaryota; Metazoa; Arthropoda; Insecta; Coleoptera; Brentidae
Product: endoribonuclease Dcr-1
Exons: 7
Coding region: 323-5776 (1817 amino acids)
Biological process (GO): apoptotic DNA fragmentation; rRNA processing; siRNA processing
Cellular component (GO): nucleus; cytoplasm; RISC complex
Molecular function (GO): RNA binding; ribonuclease III activity; protein binding
Source: RefSeq, a predicted model, not a curated record